GGGCUAGCGGUUGCCAGGGGUAACGGAGGACACAAUGGCGGAGGAGAGUCCACAUGAAUCAAAGAAGAUAGUGUGCAUUUCCAUGUCACUGAUUGCUAAGCGAAAUUUGCAACUACCUGCAGAAAAACGGACACCAGAAGACAUAGCAAAUGCUUUGGGGAAGUUGACAACUGUUCGAUUGGACAGGGAGAAUAUUGGCGCCCUUGAAAAUAUUGAAUGUUUGGAAAAUGUCUGCAGUCUUUAUCUUCAGCAGAAUCAGAUAAAGAGGAUAGAAAAUUUAGAAUUGCUUUGCAAUUUAAGAUUUUUGACACUGGCUGGUAACAAAAUCCAGAGGGUGGAAAACCUUAAACCUUUGCAGCAACUGGGAUUCUUAGACCUUUCAAAUAAUCAGAUUGAACAGCUUGACCCAGGUGAAUUUCCAGAGAGUCUCAUCAUUCUGAAGAUGACUGAUAAUGACUGCACCAAACAGGAAGGAUAUAGGGAGAGGGUGAUAGAGGCUCUUCCUGGCCUCCAGCAGCUUGAUGGUAACCCUAUUCAAAGGAGGAAGGAACCAAAUGAAACUGAUGGCGAAAGUGGAGCCUGUGGACAUUCUGAAAGUGAGGAGGAUAUGGAAGAACAAUAUGACACUGAAACGGAAAAGGAAGAUUUAUUGCCGGAGAUCUCAGUUUCACAAGGAAAAGUAAAAGAAUUUUUUGUUGAUAUUCACAACGAAAUAGUUUGCCGAUCUCAUUGGCGGAGGAAGGAAGCUGAAACUGAUCAUAAGCUGAGGAUGAAUGAACUGGAGGAGAUUCGGAAGCAGAUAACUCAAAGACAGUAUGAACCAAAACCCAUUGAAGAGCAGGAUCUGGAUGUAUACUGUUACAGCGGACUGUGCAAACUGUUGGAUGGCAUCUUGGGACUCCAUUUCCAAAGUGUUAUCAAUUGAGCUAAACCAAGUUGAGGAGGUGGUGGAGCAAAUGGCGGACAGUAGAUCAAAGCCAGACUUUAGAGCAUUGAUGGGGUAAGAUGAUG
Molecule: messenger RNA, 1011 nt
Organism: Stegostoma tigrinum
Lineage: Eukaryota; Metazoa; Chordata; Chondrichthyes; Orectolobiformes; Stegostomatidae
Product: leucine-rich repeat-containing protein 46-like
Exons: 9
Coding region: 35-925 (296 amino acids)
Molecular function (GO): protein binding
Source: RefSeq, a predicted model, not a curated record